GAUGAAUAUAACACUACUGUGGAUGGGCCUCUACAACUUGGAGAAUGCCCUCCUCUUUCAGUUGCUAUCCAUUUCGAGAACGCAUCACAUGUGCAACACUUUAUUCGUAUGCGUGAACGUGGAUACACGGAGUAUGAAAGCUGUCAAAUUGCCUUGGAGCUUGCGAUAGAAAAGAGUGGUAGCUUUUUACUGAUGGUUCUCAUAGAAAUCAUAAGAUUUGUUGGGGAAAGUGUCUCCAUGGAGAAAUCCAUUAUUCUCGAUGUUCUACCACUGAUCACGAACAAAUGCGAUUCAAUGUUAAUAGACGAUGUUUGUUUCUUGUGGAAGCCUUUAUCUUAUGCGCUAUUACAUCCUGACCAGGAAAAUUCGGCGUUCGUUGUCAGGAGUAAACUCAAAAUACACUCAGAAUGGCCCAUGAUACUCCAAAGACGUCCCUGCGGAAUAGAAGAGAUUCUGUUUGCUGUUGCUAUUAGCAUGGACUCAAUAGAAAGUUUCCAGCUUUUUUUAGACUAUUUGCAGGGGUUCGAAGGCCAUAAUGAGUACCAUCUCCUUCCAAUCCUGGCGGCUUUUGCACAAUGUGAUAAGGAAGCAAAACUUCUCUUCCUUAUAGAGCGAGCGGGGACUUUGGGUCUCACUGAAACAAGUAUGUUCCAGGACAUCAUGUGGGAAGUACUUGAGAGACGAGCCGAGGUUGUUCUGAAACUACUUCUCGGCCCUGGUAUGCAUCCCGAUCUCCCUUAUUGCGACUUAUGGUAUUGUAUAACAGGCAGUACAAAAAGUCCUCUUCAGCAAGCAGUGUAUAAGAGAUGGAGAGCUGUUAUACCAUUGUUGCUGAAAAGAGGGACAAAUGUGAACUAUCUUGAUGUAAGUGAUAUAAGUAUCACACCAUUCACUUGUUUUGGCCCCUUGGGAAUUCUCAGGAGGGGCAUCAAGGAUCCUGAUAUACCACCUGGUUCCGAUGACGAUAGUAGCGGGAACGAUCGCUUGAUCGAAGAGCUUCUUGUAUCUGAAGGGGCUACGAUAUAUGAAUACGAGCAGAAUGUAUCUUCUGAUGGGUCUACCGACGGGCGUGUAUCCGAAGGUUUUGAAAUCGAGUUUGAUGAAGAGUUAACAGACUUUGCUAAAAUCAUGGUUGACAAUGAGUGCGAGGAUUUAAGGGACGGAUAAUUCGUGUCUGAAAAUGAAUCAUGAUAAGGCGGGCACUUGCUCACCUUCCACCUCAGAGAUAUAUGGGAAAGAGACCAGCCCUUCAUCGACAACGUUUAAGCUGCCGCAAAUAUCGGUCAUAGUUACCGUUUUCAAGUCUAAGGCUACUGUAAGAAACAUGUAGCAUUAUGGUGGGAGUGGGAACGCAUCCAUAUGAUUCGAUCAAAAGAAUUCUACCGUUUUGACAUCUAGGACACAUAACGGUUGGCUCAGGCCGACUUUGAGGCUAGAAAUCACCCAACCUACUGAAUAACUAUUUACUCUCGAACUUUACUUGGUUACUGUAUAAAGCUGCGGAUUCAAGGAUUCUCGCCGGUCAACUGAGGAGCAUAUCAAGGGCCCGAGCUCAGGCCUAUUCCAACAAUCGACCCAGAGGAUUCGAGGCGCAGGAUUGAUGGGCUAUAUAUCAGGCGGCCAGAUUGUUUCAAUGUUGGGGAAAUUUCA
Molecule: messenger RNA, 1650 nt
Organism: Botrytis cinerea B05.10
Lineage: Eukaryota; Fungi; Ascomycota; Leotiomycetes; Helotiales; Sclerotiniaceae
Exons: 1
Coding region: 109-1167 (352 amino acids)
Molecular function (GO): protein binding
Source: RefSeq, a predicted model, not a curated record